AGCGAGCGAGAGAGAGAGAGAGAGAGAGAGAGAGAGAGAGCGAGCGAGCAAGCAAGCAGAUUAAGCGCACCGUACACAACUGCUGUUUUAAUCUUCCCUGAGCGGAUAGACUUUGCAAAAAAAAAAAAGAACCACACAAACUACUGGGUUUGAAAGAAGCAGCCAUAUUGCAGCAUAUUUACGUGUGGAAUCAAUAAUAUUUCAACUAUAAUUAUUAGCAGCGAAAUAGGCGUGGUGGUGCAGCGAAAAAGCCGGGUUUUCUGUGUAAAUCCUGUCGCGGGCGGCUGAGCGCUAAGUCAAACACAAUACUAUACACAGAGUCAUUCGGAAGUAGUCUUUUAUUCGUUAAUUUUAUUCAAUUAUUGGAAGAAAGUUUGGGUUUUAAGUAGUCGUUGCAGUUUGCGAAGUUUUCAAAUCAAGAGAUGAAAGAUCGUCUGGAGCAGCUCAAAGCGACGUGUGACACAGAUGAUGCCGAAGAGGUGGAAAUCGCUGUGGACAAUGCUGCCUUUAUGGAUGACUUCUUUGCCCAGAUUGAAGAGAUCCGGACCAGCAUAGACAAGAUAGACGAGAACGUGACCGAAGUUAAGAAACUCUAUUCUGUCAUUUUAUCUGCGCCCACAUCAGACCAGAAAACACAAGAUGACUUGGAGGCAAUCACGAACAACAUCAAGAAAAUGGCCAACAACGCUCGAAACAAACUGAAAAGUAUUGAGCAAAACCUUGAGGCGAAUGAGGAAAGGGUGUCGGCCGACAUGCGCAUCCGGAAAUCACAGCAUGCAGUUCUAUCCAGAAAGUUUGUUGAGGUGAUGACUAAAUACAACGAGGCACAGGUGGACUUCAGGGAGAGGAGCAAAGGGCGCAUUCAGAGACAACUGGAGAUCACUGGUAAAGCCACAACUGACGAGGAGCUGGAAGAAAUGCUGGAGAGCGGGAACGCGGCUGUUUUCACCGCAGGGAUUGUGGACUCCAGCAUUUCCAAGCAAGCACUCAGCGAGAUUGAGGCUCGACACAAAGACAUUGUGCGACUGGAGAGCAGCAUCAGGGAGCUCCAUGACAUGUUUGUCGACAUCGCUAUGCUGGUGGAGAACCAGGGUGAAAUAGUAGAUAAUAUUGAGGCCCAGGUGUCUAAAGCAGUUGACCAUAUAGCUGUGGCCAAAGCAGAAACCAAAAAGGCUAUCAGGUACCAAAGCAAGAGCCGAAAGGUAUGCUACUCAUUCUUUUACGAAACCUUGCUGAGCACAGUGUUCUCUGCAGACCGCCGUAUCGUUGCGCGAACAGUCUACGCGCGCUACGCGUAAUCUUUCUUUGUCACCUGUUCCGUGCCUAUAAAUUCUGCUGAUUUCUUCCCCUUUUCUUGCUCCUUUUCUUCACCUCUGUCCCCUCCACCGGUUCAUUUGUCGCUGUUAGGGAGGCAUAAUUGACAGGAUUGAGAGCAAUAUGGACCAGUCCGUGGGUUUCGUAGAGCGAGCGGUGGCGGACACUAAAAAGGCCGUCAAGUUUCAGGCUGAGGCCCGUCGGGUGAGUGGCACAUCUUGGUGCCCCCCCCCAUAAACAACCCCAGACCAUAACUGCUGUAAAACCAAAACCCAACAUCCCCAAUAUAUGACCACAGCAAGACUCUGAUCCCCUCAGUUACUGGAGUGGCUGUGUACUCACUGAGAGAGAACACAUUCUGUCUUGUCUAAAUUCAAGUAAAUGAGUACUUUCAAAAAGGUAAUUGAUGUUUUCCUUAAGUUUUCCAUUUAGUUUUUUCUCACAUCAAAUUUAACCGAAGUAAACACGGUAAAUUGCCUGUUACUAUUAUGAUUAGUCUCCGGCAUGUGUUUUCAGUAACCUGAAGCAAAGCCUCAUUUAUCCCGAUAAUUCCAACUUACGAGCUACAUAUGGAACAGUUUGUACACAGACAUCGUGUGCCCUUUGCAAUGUGGUGUUGAAACUGAACAGGCCAGUCUGGCGAAACUGUGCUUUUUGCAUCUCCUUCCUGUGCCUGUUCGGUGAAAUGUCGGCCCCUUGUGGUGUCUUCUCUUUGCUGUCCUGGAGCGCUCAGGAGAAAGGGCAACAAGCACCCCUCCCAGUUACCAGCCAUACCCAUAAAAACAGCCCUUUAAACACUGUACUCUAUGCUGCAACGACAUACAAUGUGUACAUACUUAUAUUUAAAUGAAGACCUUGCUUCCCCAUUGUAUGUUGCAGCAUCGGUCAGUAUCUCCUUCCUUUCGUAUAGAAUCCCAUCAUUGUCCCUCUGGUUUUAGACUGAGCUGUAACUCUGUGCCUUCAAACCAACUUGAGGCUCAAAUUCUACUGCAACAUAUAAAAACACACACUCGCAUGCCCUGUCUCUCUUCUUUUCUUAUGGCUUUUUCUCUUUCCAUUUCUUUCAUUCAAUUUUACAAAAUAUUUUGUGUGUCACUGCGUCUGUUCCAUACUUAACAGCUUGUGAUAGCGUUUGAAGGUCGAGUGGUGGACCGAGCAAAGUUUGGGCGCAACUCCAGGUGAUUGUUCAGUGUGUGCUCUGCGUGACUCGAGUGGUAUGGUGUUGCUCACGUGACAUCAUGACAACAUGCAGUGUAACUGAGCAGCGUGAGACGUGGUUCGGUGGUUUGGGAGGAGCAGUAGCUUGAGAUGGACGACACCCCUGCAGCGCUGCCAGCUUGUCCUUUGUUGUAUUUAAGCUAUGUGCUCGCUCAUGGCAGUUGAAUAACCCUGUAGGGACAAGUUGAUUGCUUAAAGAAAAUAAGGAGCAAAAUUUAAACCAUUUGUUUAUAUUGAACUUGACUGUAAUUCAUUCAUUUUUAAAGAUUUUAUUUAUUGUCCCAAAGUGCCAAUAAGUGUGAAUUUGCGUGACACCAGGCUGUAUUCUGUUGUAGCCCUGCAGAGCUGUGUCCUAAAGUUGUACAGUUUUUAUUACACUUCUUAGAGAGCUUGGAGGAAAAAAGUGAAACGGAUCAGUUCGGCGGGGGGCGCAGGGGGU
Molecule: messenger RNA, 2971 nt
Organism: Scleropages formosus (Asian bonytongue)
Lineage: Eukaryota; Metazoa; Chordata; Actinopteri; Osteoglossiformes; Osteoglossidae
Product: syntaxin-3-like
Exons: 9
Coding region: 423-1298 (291 amino acids)
Biological process (GO): vesicle fusion; exocytic insertion of neurotransmitter receptor to postsynaptic membrane; intracellular protein transport
Cellular component (GO): postsynapse; SNARE complex; endomembrane system
Molecular function (GO): SNAP receptor activity; SNARE binding
Source: RefSeq, a predicted model, not a curated record